Molecule: messenger RNA, 1835 nt
Organism: Colossoma macropomum (tambaqui)
Lineage: Eukaryota; Metazoa; Chordata; Actinopteri; Characiformes; Serrasalmidae
Gene: ca8
Product: carbonic anhydrase VIII
Exons: 9
Coding region: 351-1196 (281 amino acids)
Molecular function (GO): zinc ion binding; carbonate dehydratase activity
Source: RefSeq, a predicted model, not a curated record
AAGAGGGAGGGAGAGAGAGAGUAAGAGGGAGGGAGAGAGAGAGUAGGAGAGAGGGAGAGAGAGAGAGACCUCGGUGCAGAGAGGGCUGAGUGAGUGAUCAGACUGAGGCUGUGGGGCAGUGAGUGCUCUGGCUCAGCAGGUCUGGAGGAGCCCAGCUCUGUGGUUUCUCUGUUCCUGCCGGUUUCAGUCUGACUGUGUUUGGGCGUAGAGUGAAUACCGAAGAAGAGGAGAACAAAAGUGGACUUUCCUUUGAAGCUCAGCCAAAAGGAGACCCAUAAAAGUCUUGGCGUUCUCUCUGGAGGGGAGGAGUGUGAUUUUUCUGGAAGUUUCGGCCCACCGGCUCCAUCACCAUGGCGGACAGCGUGAUAGAGGAGUCUGAUUACCUGCCGGGAAAAGACGAGCUGGACUGGGGCUACGAGGAAGGUGCAGAGUGGGGGCUGCUGUUUCCCGAGGCUAACGGAGAGAACCAGUCCCCCAUUAACCUGAACUCCAGAGAGGCCCAGUAUGACCCCCGCCUGCUGGAGGUCGGCCUGAACCCCAACUAUGUGGUCUGCAGGGACUGUGAGGUCAUAAAUGAUGGACACACUGUCAGGAUCAUGCUCAAAUCCAAAUCAGUGGUGACUGGCGGCCCCCUCCCGAGUGACCAUGAGUACGAGCUGCAUGAGGUGCGUUUCCACUGGGGCAAGGAGAACCAGCGGGGGUCCGAACACACCGUCAACUUCAAGGCCUUCCCCAUGGAGCUGCAUCUGAUUCACUGGAACAGUACGCUGUUUAACAGUGUGGAGGAAGCCAUGGGGAAGAGGAACGGCAUCCUCAUCAUCGCUCUCUUCGUACAGGUUGGGAAGGAACAUCUGGGGCUGAAGGCUAUUACAGAUGUGCUGCAGGAUCUGCAAUACAAAGGAAAGACAAAAAUAAUACCGUGUUUCAAUCCUAACACGUUACUCCCUGAUCCGUUAUUAAGAGAUUACUGGGUGUAUGAAGGCUCUUUAACUACACCUCCCUGCAGCGAGAACGUCAUAUGGAUCCUCUACCGCUACCCUCUCACCAUCUCUCAGAUGCAGAUUGAAGAGUUUCGGAGGCUCAGGUCACAUGUUAAAGGGGCGGAGCUUUCUGAAGGUAAUGAUGGGAUGCUAGGGGACAACUUCCGCCCAACACAGCCCCUCAGUGACCGGGUGGUCAGGGCAGCUUUCCAGUAGACCCCCAACACCAGGACCCACCAUUAUCCUCCAACGCAUGAGAAGCAAAGCGGGAUGAAGGAUUCGGAGCGUCCUCACUGAGGCCUGGUUGAUGUAAAUGUGGAACUCAGACAGCUCCUGCUUUCAACUUAACAGCGCGAGAUACAGCAGCACUGGGUCCAAAUCAGCCAGCAGGACGAGCGGAAGAGAAACCCAGUAACAUCUAACUAACAUCUCACAGUUCCAGAUUAAUAUAGUCGUGCAGGAGCCUGCUCUGAAUGAGGCUCGGGCUGUGGAUAGCAUUGGUAGGUUAUGUUAGUAAUAGUAAGUUUUUUGUUCAGAUUCCUUUUGUUUCAUCUUGUUUUGCGUUUUCUAAGCCAUCUCAUAUGAAUAGUAUGAAUUCUGUGAGGCAGAUAUGUAGCAGUCAUACCCAAAUGAGCAAAGAAACAUGCUGGAUGAUGAAGAUUUUGUUUAGAACUGGAAGAUGAAGGAUAAUUUUAGGACACUUUAGUUAAUGAAGUAAUGAACAAACUCAUAUGCAGUAAGAGUAGCAUGUGCAUAAUCACACCACUGUGGCUUUACUGCACCAUCAUCAUGUAUUACAGAGAGAUUAUAUGAUUUAAUGUUUAAUGUAAUGAAUAAAAACAGUUUUUACCUCAA